GUGGAAAACACCGUGCCACACGUACAUGAUAACUACAUGAUAAUUACAGAAGGAUGAAAACUAUUACCAAAGAAAUCGUGUAUGUGUACAGUGUGAACAAAUGACAGAAGAGCAAAACCGGUUGAUAGAGUACGUAAUGAUUGCUAAACAUGAGGGCGCCUGAUCCGUGACACAGCGCGCUAGAGGGCUGCCGGGGUGCCGCAUCUCGCAGGCGCUGCCAAACCACGCCUCUUUCCGUAUAAUUUCUUCGGGAUCUGCUCUACGUCACAAGGACAAUCGGGCCUAUAAAUGCACAUGGUGUCAUUGCUGUAUGGAUUGCCGAUCUCAGUGACAGGGGAAAGACAGGAGGGAAUAACAGCUAGCGCGUUUAAUCCGGAGUAGCGCGACGCUUACACCCAUCUCAAUCGCACCCCCCGUCCACGCAGUACAUUUCUCAUACACGGCCCUGUGCGUGAACGAGCCUAGGAACCAGCGCACAGCUGAGAGGGUAACGAGAAACCAAGCCGGCCCCCCGCAAUCCAGCAGCAGAAGCAGAGAUGCCCGGAAGCGAGUACGACAGCGAAUGUCCCGUCUGCCUGCAGCACUACACGCGGCAGAAGCGCGUGCCGCGCCGGCUGCACUGCAAGCACACCUUCUGCACGCCGUGCCUGGAGUGCUUGGCCAGUCAUGACUCCUGUAACCUGUGCACGGUGCGCUGCCCCCUUUGCCGCUGGACCACCUGCGUCGGCCUGCCCGGCCAGGGUCCCCAGGACUCGCUGUGGGUUAACAGUGAGCUCUGGGACUGCAUCCCUAGCACCGAUGAAGAGGAGGAUGAGAUCACAGUGGAAGACAUACCCACCAGAUCCACAACAUCCACUCCACAGCCCCAACGGAAUGUCCGGCCGAUCCUGAAUAUUCCCAGCGUUAUGAGCAAACUCGGAUUCAAGCGGCCGCAGAGGAGUGUGGUGGCACGACCCCUACCUUGGAUCAGACCCGUCUGCAGGUAUUUCAGUCACAGGUCCAAAGCCGCGACCAGGCAAGGUAGGACUGUUUUCUGAAGCAGGAUGUGGCAAAAGAAGCCCUUUAUUACACAAACGAUGACGCAGGAAUGGACUUGUGGACAAACAGGCAGUUUAUUUCCGGGAUGUUUCUGGAUCACAAGAAGCUGCCUGGCAUACAGUCCCAAAGUUUCCUCACGGGAGGACAAUAAAAUCAAAUCUUUGGAGAGACUGCCGUUCUGAUCUCUGAAAGCGCUACAGCUCACCUAAAUCUAACAACAUUAGGUACAAAUUUUGGAUAGUCUGCGGACUAUCUGCUUACCUCUGAGAAUUCCCUGCAUGAUAUCCCUGAGCCAGAUGAAACCUUCUGAAGAAAGGAUUUUGGAAAUGUUAUAAUGUUUUUGAUAUUUAAUAUGUAAUAAGAUGUUACUCAUCUAUGUGUAUUUUGUACGUUAGCUGUUGCUUU
Molecule: messenger RNA, 1443 nt
Organism: Paramormyrops kingsleyae
Lineage: Eukaryota; Metazoa; Chordata; Actinopteri; Osteoglossiformes; Mormyridae
Source: RefSeq, a predicted model, not a curated record